CACUAUGGUAUAUGGAGACUUCAUUCCUUACCUCUACCUUCCAUAGUGCUCAUCAUCGUUUUUUUGACAUAUUAUGGAAAGAGAUGCAAAUAGAAUAGAUUUUUUUAACAUAACCGCGAAAAUCGAAGUUAGUCAAUAACAGGCAUUUUUCUCUGUCACUCUAAUUACGUCUUAGUGAGAGUAAAAGAGGAAGAUCUCCACCAUUUGCGUAUUUCGGUUUUCGCGGUAGGCCCCCUGGAACUUGACUAGAGUAAUGAGAAUGAGUUUGUUGCUUAAACAUUUAAGAGCGUUAAUAUAAUUAGCUAGAACAGUCCAUCUAAAAGUUGUUCAUUUUGUCGAAUCGGUUGGGUUGGCGGCACAAACUAUUAAUUUAAGAAAAUACAAACUAUUAUAGAUAAAGCGGCACAAAUUUUAGUUUAUUUCAUCGCUGUAUUGUAAGAAUUUAAUAUGUGUGGUCGUACUGGAUUAUCGCUUAAUAAAGAACAAGUAAUAUGUGCAUGCAGCUAUAAGCCAAAACCCGCUGAUCUGCACUGUAAACCUGAAUGGAUGCACGAACAUAACGAUGGUAGGGAAUACAAACCUUCUUAUAACAUCGCUCCCACUGACGUUACUCCCGUUUUGGUCUCAGCCAGUAGGUUCAAAACUGCAGCUCUAACCAGCAGGAUCAUAAAACCUAUGAUGUGGGGAAUUAUACCUCCCUGGCACAAAGGUGAUUAUAGAAAUCAUAAUUUGAGUACCAAUAAUUGCCGCUUAGAAGGCAUACAAGGGUCAAAGCUCUAUGGCCCUAUUUUACAAGAUGGGGGUAGAUGUGUGAUUGUUGUAGAAGGGUUUUAUGAAUGGCAAACUACAGAUAAGGCUAGCAAAAAUAAACAGCCUUACUAUAUAUAUUCUCCUCAGAAUGAAAAUAUGAAGGUGGAUGAUCCAGCAACUUGGAAUAAUUCCUAUGAUGAUGAAAAUGGCUGGAAAGGGAUAAAACUUUUGCACAUGGCUGGCUUGUACCAUGUAUGGCAAAAUGAGGAAGUUAUAAUAUAUUCUUAUUCAGUGAUCACCAUGGACUCAAACAGCACUCUCAACUGGCUGCACCAUAGAAUGCCAGCUAUAUUGGACAAUGAACAUCAAAUUGAUGCUUGGCUCAACAUUUCUGAUGUCGAUCCACACAUGGCCCUGGGAUAUUUGAAACCAGUCAAUAUGCUAUCUUGGCAUCCGGUUUCAACACUGGUCAAUAAUUCAAGAAAUAAAUCAGCAGACUGCAACAAAAGAAUAACUUUGGUCCAGAAAAAUAAGUCUAUACAGAAAACCCUAACAGGGUGGUUUGUUAAGCCUGAAAAAAGAAAUAUAGAUAGCAACACUGGUGGUGAACCCAAAAGAAAAAAAUAACUGAGAAACAAGACAAGUUUAUUUAUUAAUAUAAACUGAAAGGACAAUAAAAAUAAAAAUAAAGUGUGUUUACACUUCAAUAAAACUAUGUUCUUGAUAAGAAGGUUUAGUUAAUAAUUAAGGCUAUAACCAACACAGCUGGCAGUUGCUGUAUUAAAACUGUUAUCAUCU
Messenger RNA from Cydia pomonella (codling moth), 1548 nucleotides. Its product is annotated as abasic site processing protein HMCES. The record is from RefSeq and is a predicted model, not a curated record. Gene Ontology annotation, biological process: DNA damage response. NCBI's taxonomy places the organism in Eukaryota, Metazoa, Arthropoda, Insecta, Lepidoptera, Tortricidae. Bases 448 to 1377 code for a protein of 309 amino acids. Gene Ontology annotation, molecular function: single-stranded DNA binding. The transcript has 5 exons.